This is a messenger RNA of Pelecanus crispus (Dalmatian pelican), 968 nucleotides long. NCBI's taxonomy places the organism in Eukaryota, Metazoa, Chordata, Aves, Pelecaniformes, Pelecanidae. The record is from RefSeq and is a predicted model, not a curated record.
CUAUGUCAUCUUAUCUUUUAAUUGUAAAGUCUGAACUUCCUGGUGCUGUUGCGGGGUUCUUAAGUGGAGACGAGAGUGGGUCUUGGUACCUUGAUGGGAGACUGCUGCUACUGAUUACUUCAGUCUGCAUUGUUUUUCCUCUUGCACUUCUUCCUAAAAUUGGCUUUCUUGGCUACACAAGUAGUUUAUCAUUUUUCUUUAUGGUGUACUUUGCUCUUGUGAUUAUGAUAAAAAAAUGGUCGAUCCCUUGUCCUCUACCUCUAAGUAGUGCCACAGAGACUCUACAGGUUUCAAAUUCUACUGGGGAUUGUAAAGCAAAGCUCUUUCAUCUUUCAAAAGAGAGUGCUUAUGCAAUACCAACUAUGGCCUUCUCUUUUCUCUGCCAUACCUCAGUCUUACCCAUCUAUUGUGAGCUCCAAAGUCCAUCCAAAAGUAGAAUGCAGAAUGUAACUGUGACAGGAAUUGGUCUGAGUUUCCUCAUUUACUUUAUGUCUGCUCUGUUUGGGUACCUGACAUUUUAUGACAAAGUGGACUCUGAAUUGCUACAAGGUUACAGCAGGUACCUGCCACAUGAUGUUGUCAUCAUGACUGUUAAAGUAGCCAUACUGUUUGCUGUGCUUUUGACAGUCCCUCUAAUCCAUUUCCCAGCAAGGAAAGCUGUAUUGAUGGUAUUUUUCUCUCAUCUUCCUGUGUCGUGGAUUUGCCAUAUCCUUGUUACUUUAACACUGAAUACGAUUGUUGUUUUGUUUGCAAUGUACGUGCCAGACAUUAAAAAUGUAUUUGGAGUAGUUGGUUCAACCACAUCAACAUGUUUGCUUUUUGUAUAUCCUGGACUAUUUUAUCUUAAACUUAGCAGAGAGGACUUUUUAUCACCACAGAAACUUGGGGCAUGUGCAUUGGUUAUUUUUGGCAUUUGUGUUGGCCUUCUGAGUUUAGUUCUAAUAAUUUUCAGUUGGAUUGAUCAAUAA